GAGCCGCGGAUAACAAUCUCCAUGCAAUCUUAAAUUUGGCAGGUAACAAAUAUAAUGUCUUCAGUGGCUGCAAGACAAAUAGUACAAGAUAACCUAAGUGGGUUGGAUGUGAGAGAAGUGUCUUCAAAUAUUCUCUGCGAGUUCCUUGAAGUUGCGUUUCAUCUGAUUCUCUACAUAAGGGAGAUUUACCCACCAGUGCUGUUUGAGCGUCGGAGGAAGUAUAACGUUCCAGUGUACAUGUGUGUGCACCCUGAGCUGUGUCAGUAUCUGAGGGACGUGCUGACUGGUCUACUCCCACUCAUGAAGGAGGGGAAAAUGGAGGAGAUGUGGCUCUCCGUACAAAACAAGGAGCACAAGGUUGUGGAGAAGUUUGUGUUUGAACUGAGAGGACUAGACAACGAAGCUUUAAGUAAUGACGCUCAUCUGUUGCAGCUGGAACGAGACUUGAGAGCAAUACUCCUCAAAAUCAGUGUCUGUGAUGCUCUCCUCUCACCAAUACCCCCGGGUAAAUCACACCCCCACCCCUCACACCCUCACACCCACACACACAUUCACACAGAUUGUACAUUCUCGGUUCAAGUACAGACUACCCUGAGAUCAGCUGAGGCCAUGGAGCAUCAACAAGCAGUCAAGGAGUUUCCAUGGGUGACAGCUGACCCCAUUGACCUCACUGAAGCUACAGUGGUGCCUCUGAAGACAGUCUCCAGCAGCUUGUUACAGAUGCAGCUGUGUGUGAUUGAAUCCCCUCUCAAGUCUAAAGAACAAUGAACUCCUUCAUCACAUCACUAACUGGGUCACAUCAGUAUAAAUAAUUGCAGGAAAAUAAUUAAUAAUAGUAUCAUUUUGUCUAAUUUCUUCACCAAUUCAACAGUUCAUGAAUCACCACUGCUUGUAUAGCUUGUUAAGUUGAUCAAAAGUAUAAUACUAAUAAUAAUUAUAGACUUGAUUGUUC
This is a messenger RNA of Halichondria panicea, 952 nucleotides long. RefSeq names its product mitotic spindle assembly checkpoint protein MAD2B-like. The record is from RefSeq and is a predicted model, not a curated record. Gene Ontology annotation, cellular component: zeta DNA polymerase complex. The transcript has 7 exons. Lineage: Eukaryota; Metazoa; Porifera; Demospongiae; Suberitida; Halichondriidae. The coding region runs from base 55 to 768 and encodes 237 amino acids.